Molecule: messenger RNA, 2832 nt
Organism: Dicentrarchus labrax (European seabass)
Lineage: Eukaryota; Metazoa; Chordata; Actinopteri; Moronidae
Exons: 2
Coding region: 47-391 (114 amino acids)
Source: RefSeq, a predicted model, not a curated record
GAGAGAGACAAGUGUUAUCUGGACUUUAACUCAGUCCUGAUCCAAAAUGUUUUUCAGAGUCCCAAGACUUACUCCGGGCUACAUCAGGCUGCUGCAGACCCAGGCCUACCAUAACGUGUCUGUGACGCCUCCAGCUGAGAAGAACAUACCCGGCAUGGCUAUGCUGCUGGGGGCCGUGGGGAUCGGGAUGUGUGGCUACAGCUCCAGGCAGUUGGCCCUCCACCACCGGCCCUCUGCACGUGUGCUGCAGUUGGUUGGCACACACACUGAUGCCAGCAUGGUGGGCACAGCGACCCAUAGGACCCCCUUCCUGGAUGUUACUCGCCGGGCUGGUGCCUGCCAGGAGAUCCCGGCUCCUUCCUUUGUGGGCCAGAAAGUUCCUUUGAAAUAACCUGCAAUGCUAGGUUGGAUAUAUAUUGGCCAGCAUCACAGGUUGAGUUCCAGUAACUACACUUAUGCACAUCUAAGAUUGUAGCUAUGCUGGCCCACUGCACCAGUGUGGCCCAUGUGCUCUCUGAUGAUGUGCUAGUGUGGAUAUUUGAAUGACCUCAACCUUUAUGUUGGCAGGAAGUUGGAUGUCUUAUAGUAAUAAUGAAUUCUGUAACUAGCGCAACGCAUAAAAAUAGUUAAACUGCUGUUGGAUUGUGUCAAUUAGUCACUGAUAUUAGAGUCUUCAUAUACUGAGAGGGCACUAAGCAAUAUGCAUGAUUGGAUGAGUACAUAAUGAUGCUGGAACUUCCCAAAGACUGUUACUGAAUGUAGCUUAAAGGAGCUAACAUGUUUAAUUUGGAGAUAUUGUGUGUCUUUUUGAGGCAUGGCGUAAAAAAGGGACUGACGCUUGGCAGUGCCCCUUCGUACACAGAUGGUUGGCAGCCCUCUCCCUGUGCCCCAACCCCCCUUCACUUUCCCUCCCCAGGCAGACAGCCAUGUGUAAGUGCUUUAGCAAGCCCAUCCCUGCCCAUGACUUCAAUUGAUUUCCUCUGAGGAGGAGCAGGUGCCAUCCAUCAACAAGCCUUGGCAUUUUCUGGCACAGUCUUGCAUCGGCUGUCAAUCAAGUGACAGUGGCAGAAGACACAGGUUGGCUGAAUCAGUGACUGGUGCUUCCUGUGUUCAGAAAAGUUAAAUUCUCCAAGGGCUUGGUGAGGAUGGAGAAAGAAUAGCAGAGUGGCAGGGCGUUUUUGCGAAUUGAAAACCCUUUAACAAAAGGAAGUUAAGUACUUUCCAGACUGAAACCCGAGUCAUGUAAACAACACUUGUACAAAUACACCUGGCUGGAUUAUGAAUCCUAAUUUACCUGGCUGAGACACUACGGGUGGCAGGCAGACGAGGUAGAGUGGUGAUUCCUCCUGGAUAAGCCUGUGUCCUCUGUAGGGAUUACCCCAGGUGGAAGAUCAUUCCUGGCACACACACUCACUCACCUAAUCUGGUAUUAGAGACAAGGACCCGUGAGAGGUUGACAGUAUCUGUGCAUCCCAAAUUUGUACCAUUCCCCCUGCAGUGUCCACCGAUUGUCCUACUGUGAUACAUAGACUUAUAGUUUAUGGAAUCGGUGUUUCCAUUUGUGUUUACACCAAAAAAUGUAGCAGUAAAAGUGGACUAGAGAUUUGGCGAGACACUGAGUGUGGUUGAGAAUGCGUGCUGUGCCUUAUGGAUAGCACAGGGUCAUACUGUCUUUAUCUUUACUGUCUCUUAUUUUCACUAUGAACAUAAAAAAAUCUACUAAAUGUAGAAUUUUACAUUUCAGAGAAUGUUUAUUUUCCUACAAGCAGGACACAGGCAGAGGAGAAAGUUCCCAUGUAGUCUGCAAAGUUGUGAAAAAGGAGGGUGGUGAGAAAGUUGAGUGUUUCAUCACUUAGAGGUCAGUCAGACCUUAUAAUCCAGUUUUUCAUUGCUGAAGAGCCACCCUUGUCUGCCAAAUUGGAUCAGCAGCUUGUUGUUGCAGGUUGGGGUUUUUUAGAGCCACAAUAGGGGCCCUCCAGAACGCUAGCGCAGUAGGUCACCAACAAAAUGGUCAUAAUCCACUCAGCAGAGAGGGCUAAUGGCUCCAACUGGCAUUGACACUGUCUGAACAAUUGGUCACCUUACUCUGCACAGAGACCGACACCCAUAAACAAUUUCAUAAUGGGGAUGUGAUGGUAUCAAAAUAACAGGAUACUCUAUACACCGGUGGGGAAAACAUAGGGUAAAUUUGGGUCAUGAAAUUUUAGGAACACCUGAUUCUGAUACAUGUAUGAAUUACCAUGAUCUUCAUCUGUUCUAAAAUCUAAGUGUGAAAGUGUCUGUCUCUGGCACCAAACUGCAUUUUAUAGUCACAUUCAGUCACCACACUUCCAUAAGUGUGAAAUCAACCUGGGUGAGGACUGGAGCUUGUGUAAUGCACCUGGCUGGUUUUGAUGGAUUCUCUCUAUACUGCAGUGGUGCGCAGUGAGCACAGAGCACUGUGGAAACCUAUUGAUCUCAAUCAGAGAGUUUGGGGUUGGGGGAGAGGGGGAGGGCUUGUCUCCUCACUGCAGCAAACUUCCUGUUUCACUCAGCAUUGUACAGUUUAUGAGGGAGAACUGCCAAGACGGUGCGCUGACAAAAAGGAAUAUCUGAAAAACAUGUUUGCUGCUGGAAUAAAAUACAGGGAAUGUUUGAAAGCACAGUAUUCAUCUGUUAGCUUGUUGUGGGUGUCACACAUCACUGCUCAUUCAUUUCAAUCUGUAAAAGGUCCACAAACUCCGGUUCAGCUGUGCCCAUUAAAGGAGAGAUGUGUUCUUUUAGCCGUAUAAUUAAUAUUUAAUGAAAAGAUGUUGGAAGAGAUUUAUGAAAUAAAAGCAUAUUUGGCAAACA